Peronospora farinosa is the source of this 1992-nucleotide messenger RNA. The record is from the annotation of a GenBank genome assembly. Lineage: Eukaryota; Oomycota; Peronosporomycetes; Peronosporales; Peronosporaceae.
AUGACCAGACUCGAGAGGAACAUGGGCGAGUCUUCGGCACUACAUCGCCUCGCGGCGGUGUCUGGUGAAACUAUUGUGACUUCGCUGCUGAGCACAGCGACGCCUGAUGCUCAACGUGCCGCCAUCCAAGACUUUAUGGUGCGCGAGCUCGCCGAAGCGAAUCGGCGAGUCCCGCGCACUUCGCACCAUGAUGCUAUCAAUAUGGAGACGUCAAUGUACUCCGGUGAUGGUCCGGAUCGUCUCCCCCUUAAUCGCUGGUUUCGCGAGGUGGAUAUUGCAAUAGCGUCAGGAUUAAUUGACGCUCCGACGUCCAAGGUCAAUUUCCUGUUGUCUUGCCUUGCCGGCAAAGCCAAGAAAUGGGCUCUCGGAAAGCUCGUCGUAGAUGAGUCGGCGUUUCCUACGCUGGACGAUAUCCAGCGUGACUUACGACUGGCUUUCGAGCCUCCUCAAGAUGAAUCUCCCUUGCAGGGCAUGACGCGUUACUGCCUCACACGUGCUGAGCCAAAGUCCCUCGAGGGGGCAUUUGCCCUCGCGCUUCGUGAGGAUUACACUGUCGCGUCGUCGUACCUGCACGCAGCGUCACAACAUUCCCGGACGUCUGGCUUAGAGCCAAUGGAAAUUGAUGCAAUUGAGUCCUCUCGUGGUCGCGGCAAAUCAUUAAGCCGCGACAUUCGCAAUCCUAACACGAUGAAGUGUUUUCGCUGUGGUAAAACAGGCCCCGUGCGGCUGUCUGUCGUGCACCUGCGCCGGGUCGUGAACGAACUCGCCACGACUAGUAGUCAACACAGAGAGAGCGAUGGCCCUCUGUGCGCAGUAUGUUCCGUUACACUGACGGAGCCACAGAACGAAGCGGUCGAACAGCGGUUCCCGCAUACACAGACAUCGGUCGAACAGGGGUUCCCGAUGCACAACGAGGCGGCGGUCGAGCAGGGGCUCCCGCAUACAAGCACAUCGGACGAGCAGAGGCUCCCUAACAAUUUCGAGGCGGUCGAGCAGGGGCUCCCGCAUACAAGCACAUCGGACGAGCAGAGGCUCCCGAUCAAUUUCGAGGCGGUCGAGCAGGAGCUCCCGCAUACAAGCACAUCGGACGAGCAGAGGCUCCCAAUAAAUAUCGAGGCGGUCGAGCAGGGGCUCCCGCGUACAAGUACAUCGGACGAGCAGAGGCUCCCGAUAAAUAUCGAGGCGGUCGAGCAGGGGCUCCCGCGUACAAGUAUAUCGGACGAGCAGAGGAUCCCGAUAAAUAUCGAGGGGGUCGAACAGGGGCUCCCGCAAACAAAUGAAGCGGUCGAAGACGAGCUCUCGCUUUUGACUGACGAGAUGGGGCGGACUAUGGAUCCGCAUGAGACCGACGUGGUGGAGACAGAGCUCCCAAGUCUAGAGGGGGGUACAUCAUCCUCUUGUGAUAGCGACGUGUCAGUCUCGAGCAGGGGCUCGAGACGCAAGAGAAAACGCAAGAAAGGAGCACGCCGAUCACCGAGACGACGCAAUUUACGUCAACAUGCUGAUACAUCUGAUUCGGUGGUGACGGAAUCCGUAUGCGCCCUUGAAUAUGUGGAGGGAUCCCCACAUCGUGGCCGCUACAUUGAGGUAGAGAGCCCACCGUGCACUGCUGCAGAUAUCACAUCUCUACCAGACCUUAAAUGGAAAGACUUCCUUCAUGACCUCAAGGCCGGCGACAUCGAGCAAGUGUGCAUCGUUUCAGCCACCGAAGCAGCCAGUGAAGAAGUUCUGGAGGCUCACCCGAAGAGCGCCGAGCCUAAAUCAGCGCGCGAAGAACGCUUCGCGGCACAGUCUUGGGAUGCUAUUCGUGCUUCGGGCAACCCUGUAUACGAUAUCGUCCGUGAGUACGCCGAUAUUUUCCUGGAGAAAAUUCCAGCUGAGCUUCCGGCGGAUCGUGGUGUGCGGCACGAGAUAGAUCUCGUGCCAGGAUCGAAAUAUUGCGUGACACGGCAGUGGCCCUUACCGCGCGACCAAGUCAUCGCUAUUGAUUAA